AUGAACGCAGACGCGUGGCCGAGAGGCUUCCAAUAUGAGCAACGCCCUGCGUUUUCCCCCCCCUCUAUACGACGCCGGGCCGCGCCACACAUGCGGACGGACCGCGUCGUUAAAACGGACCCAAACAAUGCCGCGCUCACAUCUGGGAGCGGCGAGUACGGCGUGACGUCACCCCACGGCCCGCCGGCGACUCUGCACCAAUGGAAACAGAUAAAACGCGACGUUGGAGCC
This is a messenger RNA of Iphiclides podalirius (scarce swallowtail), 231 nucleotides long. NCBI's taxonomy places the organism in Eukaryota, Metazoa, Arthropoda, Insecta, Lepidoptera, Papilionidae. The record is from the annotation of a GenBank genome assembly.